This is a messenger RNA of Aspergillus welwitschiae, 391 nucleotides long. RefSeq lists its product as uncharacterized. Lineage: Eukaryota; Fungi; Ascomycota; Eurotiomycetes; Eurotiales; Aspergillaceae. The record is from RefSeq and is a predicted model, not a curated record. The coding region runs from base 181 to 387 and encodes 68 amino acids. The transcript has a single exon.
AGCUCAGGGUGUUCAUGGUUGCAAUAAAUGCAGUGAAGGAUGAUAGGAUUCUCUUGCUCACUCAUGAUUGCUGAGUUGAAAAUCAAUUUUUCUUUAUUUUUUUUGGUUUGGUUCAGAGUUACUGUGGUUUUACUGUAGCUGAGAGAAGAUAUAUCAGUAGGAUCGAUGUUUUCGUGACUGAUGGUGGAGAGAAAAGCAAUGGAUGCACCUGCCAUUGGGGCUUAUAUACUUUCUGAUACCUUUGGUGAGAUGGUAUUUGCCAUCCUGGCAUCGGUUCUUCCCACAUGCUGCUGUCGCUAUCUACCGAUCUGCUGGUGGCUUUCUUUGAAGGAGAGUGAGGGAUCAACCGAGCCUUGGAUGGGGCUUACCAGUAUUGAAUGGAACUGACCGG